UGCAUUGGGUUCUGGUGCCCCUGCUGUCUCUUGUGUCAGCUCAGUACAGACUUAGGAGAGUGUCUCUGUCUCCCCCUGCUGGACAUUUUCUCUGGCUGCAUCCCAUCUACUUCUCUGGCCCUCAGGAGCAACAUGAGUGAGAGGUACCGCAUCCAGGUAGAGUGAAACUACCCUGAUGUUACUCGUCUGAUAACGUAACAUCUCCAAUAAUGAAAUUAACCAGUGUAUCAUACACACAGAGCUGUCAAGUGAUGCUAGACAAGAUCAAUAAACACACAAUCAUAAUGAGGGCCAUAAUAGGUCCACUGACAUUUAUCACUGAAUAGGACCAAAAUAAUAAAUGUGAUGUGAUCGUGGGAGUAAAAGCCACUUUAUUCAAGUGAUCUGACACCCAUCUAUUUCAUAUCUUCCCCACCAUCACUGCCUGUAGGGAACCAUAUGCACCGACUGCCUCAUGGUCACCUGCUGCCCCAUCUGUGCCUGGUGCCAGAUGGCAAGCGAGUUGAAGUUACGUCAGCGCCCUCUCCUCCGUGUCAAUGUCGCGUCCUCUGUCCAGGUCAACAUACAUCCCCCUCACCCCUUGUCUCAUCCCUCUUACCCCUCUACGCCUCUACAGCCUAUGCCUGUUGGACUCUACCCCUUUGCGCCA
Molecule: messenger RNA, 649 nt
Organism: Coregonus sp. 'balchen'
Lineage: Eukaryota; Metazoa; Chordata; Actinopteri; Salmoniformes; Salmonidae
Source: the annotation of a GenBank genome assembly